Molecule: messenger RNA, 702 nt
Organism: Octodon degus (degu)
Lineage: Eukaryota; Metazoa; Chordata; Mammalia; Rodentia; Octodontidae
Exons: 3
Coding region: 1-702 (233 amino acids)
Biological process (GO): chromatin organization
Cellular component (GO): chromatin; nucleus
Molecular function (GO): nucleosomal DNA binding
Source: RefSeq, a predicted model, not a curated record
AUGAUGGCUUGCUCUCCUGAUACAAUCUUCGUGGAUGAGUGGAACUUGAAUAAGAAUCUGCUCCUAGAGACCAGGGAUACGGCUCAGUGCCUCCGCAAGCGCCCCAGAGCGCGCCGCCAAGAUGCCCAAAGGAAGGUCAGCUCCGCUGAAGGGGCGGGGAAGGAGGAGCCCAAGAGGAGAUCGGCGAGAUUGUCGGCUAAACCUGUUCUAGCUAAAGUGGAAAGGAAGCCAAAAAAGGCAAUGGGAAAGGAUAAAUCUUUGGACAAAAAAGUGCAAGCAAAAGGGAAAAGGGGAGCCAAGGGAAAACAGGCUGAAGAGGCUGAUCAAGAAACCAAAGAAGAUGUACCUGCGGAAAAUGCAGAAACUAAAAAUGAGGAGAGUGCAGCUUCUGAUGAAGCAGAAGAGAAAGAAGCCGAGUCUGAUCAAUCACACACCAUGUCUUAUCAGUGCUCCCUGUCUCCCUUCUUGUACAAUCCAGAAGAAUAUUUUUAUCAACUAUUUUGUAAAUGCAAGUUUUUUAGCAGGUCCAUGCCGCAGUGCAGAAUGUGGCUCCACCAAUUAGUAUCGCAUCACCCUAUUUCUCAUGGAGAUCAGAUGUACAUUUGUGGUGGCUCUGCCUUGUUACCAUUUGCUGACUGCUUCGAACUGGAAAAUGACCUAAUGUGUUUUUGGCCAAGGGAAACAUCAUGGAGUCGAAGUUGA